Molecule: messenger RNA, 1349 nt
Organism: Oncorhynchus masou masou (cherry salmon)
Lineage: Eukaryota; Metazoa; Chordata; Actinopteri; Salmoniformes; Salmonidae
Product: transmembrane protein 275-like
Exons: 2
Coding region: 212-955 (247 amino acids)
Source: RefSeq, a predicted model, not a curated record
GAGAGAGUGUCAUGGAAAGUCCACGACUCGAUUUAAAUGAGAGGCAAACGACGGGAAUAGUGUUGUAUUUCAAACAAGAUUACCUGAACUAUGGGACUCAUCAUAUGGCAGAGAAAACUCAGACCUGUCCUGCAUUUGGGCUGGAUUAUGUUGUCAUUAAUCAAGACUAUUAAAUUGUAUUUUAGCUGACACCAUAAAAUAAUGAAGUAAUAUGCAAUCCCAAAACUAUCUGAAUUCGACAGUAUACAACAUAAAGCCUGGAGAGAUGGACCUUUCCGAUAAAAGCUCGGGGCCCAAAACGGUACUCAGGAAACGGACCCAGAGUCUCCCCUCCCCGGCCCUGUGCUGCGCCUGUGGCCUGUGCAUUAUGCUAGCGGGCAUCAACAUCACACUGGUGGGGGCCUUUGCUUUCAAGUCCUUCAUCCCCACCAGCAACCCACCCAUCAUCAUCGGGCCCCUCCUCCUACUAGUGGCCUUGUCCUUUUUUGGGGCGUGCUGUGUGUGUGGGCGGUGGCCACCAACCCACAAUGCCGGCAAGGCCAAGGGGGAAGAGAGCUGUGGUCGGACGCGGAUAGGGGCCGGCGUCACAUUUGAGAUGGAGACGAGCGAGCACACGCUGCAGGACACAACUGCCGUACAGCUCAGUCCCACCAAUUCUCAGAGCUCCUCCCACAAGUCUAGUAACUCCUCCCAUGGGGAUACCCUUGCAGUAGGGGCCUGUGAGGAUGACCCCGCCCCCAGGGCCUGUGAUCUCGCCAGCUCAGAGGCCUAUGAUAUAGAUGUGAGACCUGAUGACCAGCUCUUGACCUCUGAGGACCAGGUCUUGACCUCUGAGGACCAGCUCUUGACCUCUGAGGACCAGCUCUUGACCUCUGAGGACCAGGCAUUGACUGCUGAUAUUGAAGAUAAGGGGAGCAUCCAGAUGACGGCACUAUACAAGCCUUGCCCAACGUAGCAUGGCUGUCUACUGGCUAUUACAUAAACUGGUACUAUAUAUCCUGUGUGACAAUGACCUGUGUCUCACUAUAUAUUGACUUGCCUAGUUAAAUAAAGGUUAAAUAUCCCUCUGGUACUAUAAACUGGUACUAUAUAUCCUUGUGAUACUACAAACUGGUACUAUAUAUCCCUCUGGUACUAUAAACGGGUACUUUAUACUUCUUUGGUACUAUAAACUGGUACUAUAUACCCCUCUGGUACUAUAAACUGGUACUAUAUAUCCCUCUGGUACUAUAAACUGGUACUAUAUACCCCUCUGGUACUAUAAAUUGGUACUAUAUAUCCCUCUGGUACUAUAAACUGGUACUAUAUACCCCUCUGGUACUAUAAAUUGGUACUAUAUAUCCCUCUGG